This is a messenger RNA of Telopea speciosissima, 928 nucleotides long. RefSeq lists its product as uncharacterized. The coding region runs from base 33 to 818 and encodes 261 amino acids. Lineage: Eukaryota; Viridiplantae; Streptophyta; Magnoliopsida; Proteales; Proteaceae. The transcript is spliced from 4 exons. The record is from RefSeq and is a predicted model, not a curated record.
AGGAUCGAAUUGCUAUUAACCUGGGUUCAACAAUGGAGAAAAUGCAGGUUUAUGAUAAUGCAGAGAAGAAAUGGAGGGAAAAAAGUGUUGAAGGAGAUGAUGGUUUGAGGACUGCAGAGUGUUUGAGAGGAAGAUUGCUUGCAGAGAGAACAGCUUCAAGGGCUGCAAAAGAAGAAGCAGAGCUAAUGAGUAACAAAUUGAUAGAGUUAGAGAAACACAUAAAGGCAGAGAUAGAGGCCAAGAACAGAGCCGAAAAGAAGCUGAAAUUCCUAACGAAAAAACUCAAAUCCCUAAAACUUGUUCCUAUUAAAGACCAGUUGAGUUCAUCAGAAACCUCAUCAGAACUCAAAGACCCAGAAGAAGGAAAAUCCGAUCCUGAAUUUGCAGGCUCCAUCAAAUGUGACAGAGAAGAUGAGACAAGGGAGAGAAAAGAAGCAUUAACUUCCGCAGAUCCCAGCCAUGAUGAUUCAGUCACUGGUGCAUCCAAUGCAAGCCAAAUGGAUUGGAGCGAAGGAAGUUCGGGUUCAGUGAUCACAGAUGAUCUUCGUCUCAGAGAAUCCUCCAAAGAAUCAGAGAGUGGAGAGAGCGAUCCAGCCGAUGAUGUGGAUAACUCACUGGCAAUAGUUCCGGUAAGCAUACCAACAGAUCCGAAGCAGUCAAGGGAACCACAACCACCUCAGAUCAUCAACAGCGACAGUGUUAGGGAAGUUCUUGCUGCUCUGAGACAUGCGAGAGAGAAGCUUCACAGCUACAUAGGAACAAGGGAUGGUAAUCAAGGCUUCCAGUGUUGCUCAGUUGAGCUGUGCGGUAGAGUGUAAUACAAGAAUAGAAGACAAUCUCUUGCUUCAACGGAUCUAAACCUGCACUCCCAACCCAUUAUCCGGUUUCCGGGUCAGAUUCAUAGCAAAACCCCUUCGUCAAAGAAAGG